UUUAUCCCUCUCACACCUUAUCACGCAUUAUUCAACGCAAUCCCCAUUGUCACCCACGAUUGUAUAGACUAGCUAUCGGUUUGGUAACUCUCGUUUGUUAAGAACAUAUCCAGCUCAAGGUGUUGCUUUCAUAUUUAUGGACUUAUCUACUUUUAAAACUCACUUAAACAUGAGAGGAAAUACUUUUGUUGCCUUUGUGAUGGUGAUGUCUUUGUUUUGCUUGGGACAAACACUUGAAUGCUUUCGGUGUGAGCUUGGAUUUUGGAAUAUGUGUUACACUACCAAGACAAACUGCAGUGAUGGUGAAUUGUGUUAUGUGGGAACUGGAAAAGCAGCUUCAGUCCUGGAUAUAAAGGUGAUGGGGUGUCUUCCCAUGGAGGAGUGCAACAAGACAACCGUUGUAGAGUUCCUUGCCAAUAAGACUUUAUACACCUUGAAAACCACCUGCUGUGAGGAAGACUUUUGCAACGCUGGCCCUCCAAUUCAGUUGUCCCUUGCUCCUCUUUUGCUUACCAUACUUCUCAUUGCUGAAAUGAUGGGUGUGUUUUGAUGAUUUUCCAAAAUGUAAUGGUUAUAUAAGGGAUCGGAGGCUCUUUUCAUGUUUACAUUGUUCACAUACUGUUCCUGUUUUUUCUGUUUUGCAUGAUCUAAAACCGCUGCCUUCAUGCCAUAGCACAUUUUUGGAUGCUCUUUUCUAGCCGGUUGAUUUGUUGAUCCAAACGAGUAAAUUAUAGAUGCACUUUAAAAUACGCUACCUAAUGUUUUCUUACCACAAACAUGUUUUACUGUUAAAUGAAUGCAAAUAUCAAACA
This is a messenger RNA of Labeo rohita (rohu), 812 nucleotides long. Its product is annotated as sperm acrosome membrane-associated protein 4-like. Lineage: Eukaryota; Metazoa; Chordata; Actinopteri; Cypriniformes; Cyprinidae. Bases 137 to 550 code for a protein of 137 amino acids. The record is from RefSeq and is a predicted model, not a curated record. The transcript is spliced from 3 exons.